AGUACAAUGUUCAGCCGCCCCUCUACUACCAGACAACUUCACUUUCAGAAUCAACAUCGCAGCUCCCGCCGGACUGUCGUCACUUCCGGGAAGUGCAUAUCUCCCGGAAGUGUCGCCGUGCUGUAUCACUACACAUGGCUGGUGGUGGGAGAAUUGCAGACUGUGGGUGUAAAGGGAUCCGAACCUGCCUGUUGUGUGAGUCGGCCAAACGGCAGCUGACCGAGGAGCCACCCAAGACAAAGGCAUUUAUCUACAUCCCAACAAAAGGCAGAGCUCAGGGAGUGAAAAACUCUGAUACAGCUGGCUGGUGGUUCCCAUACCCAGGAGUGUGUUUGAUAGAAGAUUUUGUAACAGAAGAUGAGGAAAAAGAAAUGGUGCACACUAUGGACCAGGAGGAGUGGAGACUCUCACAGUCUGGACGCAGAAAACAAGAUUUUGGUCCAAAGGUGAACUUUAAGAAACAGAAGAUAAAAGUUGACAGUUUCACUGGUCUUCCUAACUUCAGCAAAGUCCUGUGGGAACGCAUGAAGACGCACACUGUGCUAGAAGGGUUUCUGCCUGUUGAGCAGUGUAAUCUGGAUUAUAACUCUGACAGAGGAUCUGCCAUUGAUCCUCACUAUGAUGACUCUUGGCUAUGGGGUGAGAGACUCGUUAGUCUGAAUCUUCUUUCAGAUACAGUGCUUACUAUGACGAUUCCUUGUACGGAAGUGGAAGUCGCUAUAUGUUUACCAAGGAGAUCUUUGGUGGUCUUAUACGGAGAGGCGCGGUAUAGUUGGAAGCAUGCUAUAUACAGACAGCACAUCAAACAGCGCAGAGUUUGCAGCACUUUCAGAGAAUUAUCAGCAGAGUUCAUGGCUGGUGGUGUUCAGGAAAAACUGGGACAGAUGCUGCUAGAGAUAGCCCUUGCUUUCCAGGGAAAAUCAGUUUAAAGAAGAUUAUCAUUAGUGUGUCUAUUUAUU
Messenger RNA from Nanorana parkeri, 959 nucleotides. RefSeq names its product alkB homolog 4, lysine demethylase (gene ALKBH4). The transcript is spliced from 4 exons. The record is from RefSeq and is a predicted model, not a curated record. Bases 135 to 929 code for a protein of 264 amino acids. Gene Ontology annotation, biological process: actomyosin structure organization; oxidative demethylation; protein demethylation. Gene Ontology annotation, molecular function: oxidoreductase activity; demethylase activity; actin binding. Gene Ontology annotation, cellular component: contractile ring; midbody. NCBI's taxonomy places the organism in Eukaryota, Metazoa, Chordata, Amphibia, Anura, Dicroglossidae.